This is a messenger RNA of Syzygium oleosum, 673 nucleotides long. Its product is annotated as photosystem I subunit O. NCBI's taxonomy places the organism in Eukaryota, Viridiplantae, Streptophyta, Magnoliopsida, Myrtales, Myrtaceae. The transcript has 4 exons. The record is from RefSeq and is a predicted model, not a curated record. The coding region runs from base 77 to 505 and encodes 142 amino acids.
GCUCCUUAACAAAACCCUAGUCCUCCAUAUCCACCCCCUACUCUACGGUUUCUCAUCCCAAACCAGCAGACCGAAAAUGGCGGCAAGCAUGGCUACAUCGAGCAUUAUCGGCCUCGGCUCCUCGUCCUUGUCUUCCCCGAAGAAGGCCGCCCUUGUCUCAGACUUUGUGAGAUCUCCAGUGAGAGCAAGGAACCCGUUGAAGCUGGUUCGCACCUCGGGAGGAAGGUUCACAUGCUUCCAGAGAGACUGGUUGCGCGCCGACUACAGCGUGAUCGGGUUCGGGCUGAUCGGGUGGCUCGCGCCAUCCAGUGUCCCGGCGAUCAAUGGCAAAAGCCUGACGGGGCUCUUCUUCGAAAGCAUCGGGACCGAGCUCGCUCACUUCCCCACGGGUCCCCCGCUCACUUCCCCAUUCUGGUUGUGGCUGUUCUUAUGGCACCUGGGUCUGUUCUUGUGCCUCACGUUCGGCCAAAUCGGCUUCAAGGGGAGGACCGAGGAGUACUUUUGAAGAAACCAGUAGACAUUAUCAUAUUUCAUGUGUAAUCUUCUUGUAAAUUACCCAGAAAUUUCCCGGCAAAUCCAUCCCUCAUCUUGUUUUGCCCCCCCCCCCCCCCCCCUAUGAAACUCUAUGUACCCUUUCUAAUCUGAUGAACAAGCGCUGCUCGUAUUUGAUUAA